This is a messenger RNA of Sclerotinia borealis F-4128, 504 nucleotides long. NCBI's taxonomy places the organism in Eukaryota, Fungi, Ascomycota, Leotiomycetes, Helotiales, Sclerotiniaceae. The record is from the annotation of a GenBank genome assembly.
AUGAUCAUCGAUCCCUUACCCCUCCGAUCCAAUCCAUAUCAAACAUCUACUCCAUCCCUACUUCCACCUUCUCCAAAUUCCUCCCACAUUGUGGGCCAACAAACCCAAAUCGAGCUCUCCCACGCCUUUGAAAAUCUUCUCCAAGAACGCCGCGACGCCGAACGUCUUCGUCGAGAUCUCGUUUUCUAUUGGCAUACCCUCAUUCUCGAAACGCAAAAACGCACCAAGGAAUUCGAGCGUGCUUUUUAUCAAGCGGGAAACUGUGGCGAUACACCUUUCUCGAGUGAGGAAACCAUUGUACCCGGAACUCCUGAUACGAUUACGGAAUUAACGGGAUUGAGUCGCUUACCCUCACCCUUAAGUCCCAUUGUUAGCGGAAGUGCCAAAACGACACUAAGAUUGGAUAAUUUGGGCACAGAGAGAAUCCAGAAGAAAAUAGAGGGAUUACUGAAGAGAUAUCAGGGGAUUAUCGAUUUUUCGAAAAGUUCGGGCGGAAGAGAAUAG